GAUGUAUCGAUGAACUUGUUGAGAAGUAUGCAGCCCUGGUAUCUAACUCCCUCAACACUGAAUAAUUAAUGAAUCAUCCUGAAGGAGCUAAGGAGGAGGUGACAAUGGAGGAUUUGUGGACUUGUGGUUUCUUUUUAUCAAAAGAGCCCUACAAGGAAUUAGCCAUAAAAUGCUUUAUGUGCGACAGCUUAUUUUACACCACAACCCAUUUUCAAAAACAUUUGGCGCGCAUACAUUCGUUUGAAGAAGAAGAACUUCUUAAGCCAGCCUUAAGACAAAAUUUUAACGUACAAGAAGAUUUGUCUUUGCACCUUUUCAAAACUGAGACGGAAUUUCAAUUGGCGGAAGAUGAGAUAUUAAGAGAGUAUUAUUUUGGACUAAAUCUGGAAAGUACCAUAGGUGACUCGAUUCUAAACCCUAUCGAAGAACCAAAAGAGCAAAAGUCUGGCAAGCGGAAAGCUAAAAAAGAGGGUUCAAUGUGUCAUAUAUGUGGAAAAAUUUACAAGGAGCACUUUCAGCUUCAGAGUCAUUUACGCGCGUCACACGAUAAAUUACGACCAUACCUAUGUAGCAAGUGCCCCAAGAACUAUGCUCGAUUAACCCACUUAAACGACCAUAUGCGUUCCCACUCAGAGCAGCGAGACUUUGUCUGUAGCAUAUGCUAUAUGACGUUCCGGCGCUCUCAAGAACUGACCCGCCACAAGCUACGUCAUCAGCAAGGGAGAAACUACAAAUGCUCACAGUGUGAUGCUAAAUUUAAUCAGCACUCUGGACUGUAUCACCAUUUAAAGAUUAAGCAUGGCAAAAAGAAUAUGUCUUGUUAAUUGAGAGUAGCGGAAGAGAGGCUUGUAGAUUGGUAUAUUGGUAUGCGUACGCUUUUAUUUUUGGUUAAUGGUAGUUGAAUAUAAUGUCAAUUUUUUCUUGGGUACGUAAUGAGUACAAAUAUUAA
Messenger RNA from Drosophila mojavensis, 949 nucleotides. Its product is annotated as zinc finger protein 888. NCBI's taxonomy places the organism in Eukaryota, Metazoa, Arthropoda, Insecta, Diptera, Drosophilidae. Bases 69 to 824 code for a protein of 251 amino acids. Gene Ontology annotation, biological process: regulation of transcription by RNA polymerase II. The transcript has 2 exons. The record is from RefSeq and is a predicted model, not a curated record. Gene Ontology annotation, cellular component: nucleus. Gene Ontology annotation, molecular function: DNA-binding transcription factor activity, RNA polymerase II-specific; RNA polymerase II transcription regulatory region sequence-specific DNA binding.